Molecule: messenger RNA, 1200 nt
Organism: Scaptodrosophila lebanonensis
Lineage: Eukaryota; Metazoa; Arthropoda; Insecta; Diptera; Drosophilidae
Gene: Cdc10
Product: cyclin-dependent kinase 10
Exons: 5
Coding region: 24-1199 (391 amino acids)
Biological process (GO): regulation of mitotic cell cycle; protein phosphorylation
Cellular component (GO): nucleus
Molecular function (GO): cyclin-dependent protein serine/threonine kinase activity; ATP binding
Source: RefSeq, a predicted model, not a curated record
CUAAUCCUAGUCCAGGAACCGCGAUGUCCAAUGAACCAGAUGCAAACCCGGCUCCAGAUCCUCAGGCGCCUGUCACACGGAAGGGGUUCUUGAUGUCCCUAAAGACCGGAGUGCCAAUGCCGAUUCCGGAGGAUGAUUUGUACGGACGCUGCCGCCCAGUGGCCGAGUUCGAGAAACUAAAUCGCGUUGGCGAGGGCAGUUACGGCAUUGUCUAUCGGGCACGUGAUACGCGCUCAAACGAAAUUGUGGCGCUAAAAAAGGUACGCAUGGAUCAAGAGAAGGAUGGUUUGCCGGUCAGUGGACUACGAGAGAUAAUGAUCCUUAAGAAAUGCAAUCAUGAGAAUAUUGUACAUCUGCGCGAAGUUGUGGUCGGCAAAAGCUUGGAUAGCAUAUUUUUAGUAAUGGAUUACUGUGAACAGGACUUGGCAUCGCUACUCGACAACAUGUCGCAACCAUUCACCGAAUCGGAAGUUAAGUGCAUUACACUUCAAGUGCUUCGAGCCUUACAAUAUAUGCAUGCCCGCUUUAUAAUUCAUCGUGACCUAAAAGUGUCUAAUCUUCUAAUGACUGACAAGGGCUGCAUUAAAGUUGCCGAUUUUGGGUUGGCGCGGUUAUAUGGAAAUCCUCCGAAGCCCGUCAUGACUCCGCAAAUGGUUACGCUUUGGUAUAGAGCGCCGGAAUUGCUGCUAGGCGCCAGGACACACACCACAGCCGUAGAUAUGUGGGCUUUUGGGUGUAUUCUGGGCGAGCUGCUGUUAAACAAACCCCUCCUGCCCGGCAAUUCAGAGAUCGCACAGCUUGAUUUGAUCAUUGAGCUGUUGGGUGCGCCAUCCGAAUCCAUUUGGCCUGGAUUUUCAGAACUGCCUGCCGUUAAGAACUUCACAUUGAGUGAACAGCCGUACAAUAACCUAAAAACCAAAUUCCAUAUGCUUUGUCAGCCGGGAAGAGAAUUGCUUAACAUUUUAUUUAUUUACAAUCCUAACACACGUGCCUCUGCUGAUGAAUGCCUGACCAGCAAGUACUUCACAUCGGCGCCACUCCCUUGUGACGCGCGCCUAAUGCCCACAUUUCCGCAACACCGUAUCUUGAGUGGUGGCCAACAGCAACGACAGAUGCCACAAGCAACACAACCACCCACAGAUAAUAUACCAAUUUCCGAUUUACUAAAUGUGUUUAUUAAAAGACAACGUUUAGAAUAAA